Molecule: messenger RNA, 1497 nt
Organism: Bathycoccus prasinos
Lineage: Eukaryota; Viridiplantae; Chlorophyta; Mamiellophyceae; Mamiellales; Bathycoccaceae
Exons: 1
Coding region: 1-1497 (498 amino acids)
Biological process (GO): mRNA splicing, via spliceosome
Cellular component (GO): U2-type spliceosomal complex
Molecular function (GO): RNA binding
Source: RefSeq, a predicted model, not a curated record
AUGCGUCCGAGUGGUAAAAAAGGCACGAACAACCCCGCCUGGGCGGAGCGAAACGCGGUCGAACGCUCGACGAAAAUGACACGCGAUGGGGCCGCCCCAGCGACGAGGACGAAAGUCACUCGGUACCGCGCCGGCGUGACCCCAGAGUGGGCGAAAAGAGACGACGAAUCUUCGUCUUCGUCUUCGUCUUCUUCUUCGGGAAACGAGAAGGAAUUGGACGAAGGAAAAUUGGAAACGAAAAGCGCUUCGAGGAGGACGAGAACGACAACGACGACACCAACGCGGGAUCUGAAACGAGAAUCCUCCUCUGAAUCUGAAUCUGAAUCUGAAGAGGAGGAUGAAGAGGAGAGUUCCGAAGACGAGGACGCGCGAGAUAGGAAACGGGCGCUGUUAAAGGCGAAAUUGUUGACAAAAUCACCAGCCGCUUUGGUGGCUGCUGCUGCUCCAGCGGAGGAGGAGGAUCGGGAGGAAAAGAAGAAGAAGAAGAAACAGGGAGAGAGCAGCAGCAGCAGUAGCUCUGAAUAUGAAACCGAUACGGAGGAUGAGAGCGGAGACGAGAGCUCGUCGUCGUCGUCCAGCGAAAGCGAAGGUACGGGUCCGAAACUCUUCAAACCGGUGUUCGUCUCGAAAACGAAGCGAGAGGCGAACGCCAAGGCGGAACUCUCGGCGAGAAGGGAAGCGGAAAAGGACGAGGAGGAUUUGGAAGAGGAGAAAUUGAUUAAGAAUCAGAACGCAAAAGAAGCUGUGCAACGAGAGAUUACGUUGGAAUACCAGCGAGAAGUCGCGGAGAAGGAUUACCUCGGCGAGGAAGUGAACACGGACUCGGACGAGGAGGACGAGGAAGAGGCGAGGAGGAAUUACGAGCAAUGGAAGAUGCGAGAGUUUAAACGAAUCGUACGGGAUAGAUGUAAACAGCGAUUAGAAGUAGAAGAGGAGGAAGAGCGAGAGCGGUUAAGAAACAUGACCGAGGAGGAAAGAGAGUUACACGCGGCGAAACUGAAAGCGCUGAAAGACGCCAAAGAGCAAGGAAAAGAGAAAUCGAAGAUGCGCUUCAUGCAAAAGUAUUACCACAAAGGGGCGUUUUUCCAAGAAGCUGGAGACGACGAGUUCGCGACGACGGAAAAAGCGGAAAUUUUCAAUCGCGAUUUCAACGAGGCGACGAACGCGGAGAAAGGCGUGGAUCGAUCGGCCGUUCCGGAAGCGAUGAAGUUGAGACACGGCCAGUUUGGCAAGGCCGGAAGAAGCAAGUGGACGCACUUGUCGAACGAAGAUACCACGUUCGUGAACACCGAGGACGUGCGCUUACGCAACGCGCAAGAGGCGCUGAUGAAGCAAAAGAAACUCGAAGAGCAAGCGAGUGGAGGAGCAGGAGAAGACGAAGAAGGUGGAGGAGGAGAGAAAAAAGGCUCCUUUCGCGGAGGCUCGCGCUUGACCGUGGAUAAAAAUAUUGAGAAAUUAUUCGACUCCAAAAGAGCCGGAAUGAAGGCAAAGAAAUAG